This is a messenger RNA of Thermochaetoides thermophila DSM 1495, 447 nucleotides long. RefSeq lists its product as uncharacterized. The record is from RefSeq and is a predicted model, not a curated record. The transcript is spliced from 2 exons. NCBI's taxonomy places the organism in Eukaryota, Fungi, Ascomycota, Sordariomycetes, Sordariales, Chaetomiaceae. The coding region runs from base 1 to 447 and encodes 148 amino acids.
AUGCCCUCCCCCAUCUUUACCAUUCGCUCCUUCGUCCUCUCCGCUGCCCCCUUCUUCUCCUCAUGCCCUGCGCCUUUCCGAGAGCCCAUUCCCAACCUCGCUCGCGCCGCGUCCGACGCCGACCUGCCCCUCUCUGAGCCGAAAAUGACUGACCCGACCAACCUUCGUGCGGCCUUGUCUGGCUUGAGAGAGCCCGGCGGACAAACCAGAUCUAUCAUCCCACAGUUCUCGUCCUCACAGAGAGCUCCAGCCAACAUGGACAACACGUCCGCCUCAGCUGCCGGUUCUGGCGCUGAACCAUUCUACACAACAUAUGAUCCUCAGCCUCCUCAGGCCCCCAAGCCGGCUACAGACAAGGGUAGUGGCAAGGGACGUGGCAAGGGACGUGGCAAGGGACAAGGGGAACAGCCUGAUAAGCAAGACAAAGAAAAGGCCAAUCAGAACUAA